AUGGACAGUGAGAGAGGCGUAGAAGGUAUCUCGACCAGGGGUGCCAUUCGCCCCACCAGAGUGACUGGCGUAGCAGGGCCUUCUUGUCGGGAUGCCGAUGCUUCCGCCGUUGUGAAGCGAGCGUCCAAGCCUUCUUCACUUGUUGACAUCGGUACCAUGAAUCUUGAGCGCUUGAAAAGUGAAAAACGAGAUAAUCUCGCUUUCGUAAACAUCGAAUACGGGCACAUUGUGCGCUACGGAGAUGUUAACCUCACCUUCUCGUACGGCAGAAAUAACAACGCCGUUGCGAAUUACGUAGUCUGGAGCUUUGACCAGGGGUGGUGGGAGGUGGACUACCGGUGGGAAGUGGUGGAGAGCCGAGGAGUGCCGUGGGAGGACGCUGUGAAGGCGGUUUCGAAUGGGUCGACGGUGGUUUUUAGGGUUGACUUGGCGGCGAGGCUGAAGUUUUGGGAAGGGAUGUGGUAUUCGAAGAAGAAGGGUGUGAGGAUCGGUGCUGACGUGGAGGUUGAUGGAACGGGUCUCAAGGUGAAGAAAAAGGAUAUUAGGCUCAACUCGGCUGCUUCUCAGCGUAGGGUUGGGAUUUAUGUACUGUUUAUGAGCCUUUUAGAUGCGUGGAAAUGUUUGUGCUUCUGA
Molecule: messenger RNA, 633 nt
Organism: Erythranthe guttata (spotted monkey flower)
Lineage: Eukaryota; Viridiplantae; Streptophyta; Magnoliopsida; Lamiales; Phrymaceae
Source: RefSeq, a predicted model, not a curated record